CCCACUACCGCCAACACCGUCCUCGACGAUGCCGACGAAUAAAACCUAUCUUGACCCUUCCACUGCUCUCGAGCAUCUGAAAACGUACCAGCGCUCCGAUGGCCUGUCCGUGCAGGAGCUCAUGAACUCGGAGAUCCAUGGUGGACUCACAUAUAACGAUUUUCUUAUGCUGCCUGGAAAGAUCGAUUUUGGCGCGCAUGAAGUUGUGGUGGAGAGUAAGAUUACACGCAACGUCGUGCUGAAGACGCCUUUUAUGAGCAGUCCCAUGGAUACUGUCACAGAAGGGGACAUGGCUAUUGCUAUGGCGUUGCUGGGCGGCGUCGGCGUGAUCCACCACAACCAGUCUCCUGCAGCGCAAGCGGAGAUGGUUCGCCGCGUGAAGCGUCAUGAAAACGGUUUUAUCACGGAUCCGGUUUGUCUUACGCCAGAGCACACGGUCUCGGACGUCUUGGAAAUCAAGGAGAAGCAGGGUUUCUCCGGGAUCCCUAUCACUGACACCGGAAAGCUCGGCGGCAAGCUGCUCGGUAUCGUCACGAAUCGCGACAUUCAAUUCCGCGACCCCGACGUGCCGCUCAAGGAAGUCAUGACCACGCAGCUCGUCACUGCGUACGAAGGCAUCACGCUCACCGAGGCGAACGAAAUCCUUCGGGACUCCAAAAAGGGAAAGCUGCCCAUCAUCGACCGCUCGGGCCGGCUCAACUCGCUCCUUGCGCGCUCGGAUCUGUUGAAGAACGAGACGUACCCGCUCGCGUCGAAGCUGCCCGAGAGCAAGCAGCUGUACGCGGCCGCGGCGAUCGGCACGCGCCCUGCGGACCGCGAGCGGCUCGCCGCGCUCGUCGAGGCAGGGCUCGACAUCGUUGUGCUCGACUCGAGUCAGGGCAACUCGGUCUUCCAGAUUGAGAUGCUCAAGUACGUCAAGCAGACGUACCCGCACCUUGAGGUCAUCGCGGGUAACGUUGUCACGCGCGAGCAGGCCGCGAGCCUCAUCGCCGCGGGCGCGGAUGGCCUGCGCGUCGGCAUGGGCUCCGGCUCGAUUUGUAUUACGCAGGAGGUGAUGGCCGUCGGCCGCCCCCAGGCCACCGCGGUAUACGCCGUCGCGGAGUUUGCGAAUAAAUUUGGCGUGCCAGUGAUUGCUGAUGGUGGAAUCUCUAAUGUUGGGCAUAUCGUGAAGGCCCUGUCUCUGGGCGCAGGCGCGGUAAUGAUGGGCGGGCUGCUCGCGGGAACGACGGAGGCUCCUGGCGAGUACUUCUACCAUGAAGGUAAGCGGGUCAAGGCGUACCGUGGGAUGGGCAGCUUGGAGGCUAUGGAGCAAGGCAAACCCUUGCCGCCCUCCGUACAAAGCCGUGGGUCAGGCUCCUCUGCAUCAAAGCAGCCCCUCCCGCGCAAGACCUCCACGCACGAGAACGCCGCGACCGCGCGGUACUUCUCCGAGUCGUCCGCAGUCAAGGUCGCGCAGGGCGUCUCCGGGGACGUCCAGGACAAGGGGUCCGUCAAGCAGUUCCUGCCGUAUCUGUACACUGGUGUCCAGCACAGCCUGCAGGACAUCGGCGUCAGGAGCGUGGCGGAGCUGCAGGAGGGUGUUAGGGUCGGUAAGGUCCGUUUCGAGCUGCGGACUGCGAGCGCGCAGGUCGAGGGUGGCGUGCAUGGUUUGAACUCGUACACUAAGCGUCUGUUUGCAUAAUUCGUCACGGUCAACUUGGUUCUUCGGAGGCACACAUGGGCCUGUAAUUCUUCAAUCUUAUGUAGCCAUAUAAGUGUAUGUUCUAUGUCUGCUCAAAUCAGCAUAUCGUCUGCUCGUGUCUUUGCAGCUCUUCCCAUCGCACAUCAACGUCUCUGCUUACGAUGAGAAAUGCCAGUUUUCAUCGUCCCAUCAUCUCGGGGAAGGAAAUGACGAUUUGCCCAAGUCCCAUUGGGAGUUUGCUAAUUGUCC
Messenger RNA from Gloeophyllum trabeum ATCC 11539, 1930 nucleotides. RefSeq names its product IMP dehydrogenase. The record is from RefSeq and is a predicted model, not a curated record. NCBI's taxonomy places the organism in Eukaryota, Fungi, Basidiomycota, Agaricomycetes, Gloeophyllales, Gloeophyllaceae. The transcript is spliced from 5 exons. Gene Ontology annotation, cellular component: cytoplasm. Gene Ontology annotation, molecular function: IMP dehydrogenase activity. Bases 29 to 1681 code for a protein of 550 amino acids. Gene Ontology annotation, biological process: GTP biosynthetic process.